CAUCACUGCAAAUGAUCCAGUGGAUGGAAUGCUCAAAGAUGUUAAACCUCCGCAUGACUUGUAAUAAACCUCUUUAAACAAAACCACCCAUCAACCCUCUUUCUAUUUUCUUUGAAUUAUUCAAACAACAAAGCCAGAAACUUUGAUGAAACCCCAACAUAGUCUCAUUUGAAGAGAGCAAAAAAAAAAAAAAAACCCAGAAAAGUUUUAGUUUCAUAACGGGUAAAGGUAGUGCAAAAUGGAAGAAAGUAACAGUAACAAUAGCACAGUAAACAAUGUGGCUAGAGCCAUCGUUGCAGCCCUUGAUUGGAACUCUACUCCUGAUGCUCGCAAAGCUGCCGUUUCUUACCUUGAAUCUAUUAAAGCAGGAGAUAUACGGGUUUUGGCAAACACAUCAUUCUUAUUAGUUAAAAAGGAUUGGUCUUCAGAAAUACGAUUACAUGCAUUUAAAAUGCUACAGCACUUGGUUCGAUUGCGGUGGGAGGAAUUCAGUCUCUCAGAACGUAGGAACUUUUCAAACGUUGCUGUUGAGUUAAUGUCUGAAAUUGCAGAUCCUUGUGAGGAAUGGGCUUUGAAAAGUCAAACGGCUGCCCUAGUUGCUGAGGUAGUUAGAAGAGAAGGACUAAAUCUUUGGCAAGAGCUGUUUCCAUCGCUAGUUUCCCUAUCCAGCAAGGGCCCUGUUCAAGCUGAGUUGGUCUCAAUGAUGCUGAGAUGGCUUCCUGAAGAUAUUACAGUCCACAAUGAAGAUUUGGAAGGUGAUCGGCGUAGAUUACUGUUACGUGGACUUACUCAAUCUUUGCCAGAAAUUUUGCCACUACUAUACACAUUAUUGGAAAGGCAUUUCGGGGAAGCAUUGAGUGAGGUGGGUAGACAACAUCUUGACAUAGCAAAACAGCAUGCGGCUGCUGUAACAGCUACUUUAAAUGCCAUAAAUGCCUAUGCCGAAUGGGCACCUUUGUCUGAUCUUGCUAAAUUCGGCAUCAUUCAUGGGUGUGGUUUCCUACUUUCUUCUCUUGAUUUUCGCCUUCAUGCUUGUGAGUUUUUCAAACUAGUCUCUCCAAGAAAGAGACCUGCUGACGACUUUGCUUCUGAAUUUGAUUCUGCAAUGAGUAGCAUCUUUCAAAUCUUGAUGAAUGUAUCUCGGGAAUUCUUGGUCAGAUCUAACUCAGCAGGUGGGGCAAUAGAUGAAAGUGACUUCGAGUUUGCAGAAUAUGUUUGUGAAAGUAUGGUAUCUUUGGGUUCCUCAAACUUGCAAUGUAUUCUCAGAGACAGCAGUACGUCCGCUCUCUACUUACAGCAGAUGCUUGGGUUCUUUCAACAUUUUAAGCUAGCUCUUCAUUAUCAAUCCCUGCAAUUUUGGUUGGCACUGAUGCGGGAUUUGAUGUCAAAGCCGAAGCUUUCAGUGCAUUCAUCUGGAGAAGGGUCAGCUGCUAGCAAUACAGACUCAAAUUCAGCUCAGGUUGACAAUGAAAAGAGAAAGAUUUUAAGUUUUCUCAAUGAUGAUAUUUGUAGUACGAUUCUGGAUAUAUCAUUCCAACGCAUGCUUAAGAAAGAAAGGCUUAUCACCGGAAAAGCCCUUUCUCUAGGGGCUUUGGAGUUGUGGAGUGAUGACUUUGAAGGAAAGGGUGAUUUCGGCCAGUACCGUUCUAGACUUUUUGAGUUAAUCAGGUUUAUUGCUUCAAACAAGCCCCUUGUGGCUGGUGCUAAAGUUUCCGAAAGAAUUAUUAUGAUCAUUAAGAACCUCUUGAACUCUCCAAUGCCUGCUGAGGACUUAGCAGUGAUGGAAAGCAUGCAAGUAGCUCUGGAAAGUGUUGUUAGCUCUAUUUUUGAUGGUUCGAAUGAGUUUGCGGGGGGUAGUUCAGAAGUUCACGUUGCUUUAUGUGGAAUAUUUGAAGGUUUACUUCGGGAACUUCUUUCAUUGAAUUGGACUGAGCCUGCCCUUGUGGAAGUACUUGGGCACUAUCUAGAUGCAAUGGGUCCCUUCCUGAAGUAUUUCUCGGAUGUAGUUGGUAGUGUCAUCAAUAAGCUAUUUGAGCUCCUAAAUUCACUUCCUUUUGUUGUUAAGAAUCCUUCGACGAGCAGUGCACGGCAUGCAAGGUUGCAAAUUUGUACAUCAUUUAUUCGGAUAGCCAAAGCUGCUGACAAAAGUAUUCUGCCUCACAUGAAGGGUAUUGCUGAUACCAUGGUGUAUUUGCAAAGAGAAGGCCGUCUGCUUCGCGGUGAGCAUAAUCUUCUAGGUGAAGCAUUUCUUGUUAUAGCAUCUGCUGCAGGGGUUCAACAGCAGCAAGAAGUUUUGGCAUGGUUACUUGAACCCUUGAGCCAACAAUGGAUACAAAUAGAAUGGCAAAACAAUUACUUGUCCGAACCUCUUGGACUAGUUCGUUUAUGCUCCGAGACAGCAUUUAUGUGGUCACUGUUCCACACUGUCACAUUCUUUGAGAAAGCACUCAAGAGGAGUGGAAUGAGGAAAGGCCAAAGCAGCUCAACAUCAAGUUCUACCCCACAUCCAAUGGCUUCUCAUCUGUCUUGGAUGCUUCCUCCCCUCUUAAAACUGCUUCGUGCUAUACAUUCCCUUUGGUCACCAUCAGUAUUCCAAGUAUUACCUGGGGAGAUUAAAGCAGCAAUGAGCAUGAGUGAUGUGGAGCGGUCUAGUCUUCUUGGCGUUGGGAACCCCAAAUUGUCAAAGGGGGCAUUAACUUUCAUAGAGGGAUCUCCAUUUGAUGUGAAUAAGGAAGGGUAUACUGAACCAAAUGAAGCUGAUAUACGGAAUUGGUUAAAGGGUAUCAGAGACAGUGGGUACAAUGUAUUGGGACUAUCUGCAACCAUUGGAGAUCCGUUUUUCAAAGGCAUUGAUGUUGAUUCUGUUGCUUUAGCUCUAAUUGAGAAUAUACAGUCAAUGGAGUUCAGACAUACAAGGCAGCUUGUUCAUUCUGUUUUGAUUCCUUUGGUUAAGUGUUGUCCUCCCGACAUGUGGGGGGUAUGGCUGGAAAAGCUACUGCACCCGUUAUUUGUCCACUGUCAGCAAGCUCUGAGCUGUUCAUGGUUUGGUCUUCUGCAUGAAGGCCGGGCGAAGGUUCCCGAUAAUCAUGGUAUCCUUACUGGGUCAGACUUGAAAGUGGAAGUAAUGGAAGAGAAGUUACUCCGAGAUUUAACUCGUGAGAUAUGUUUGCUCCUUUCUACUAUAGCGUCACCUGGAUUAAACACUAGCCUUCCUGCUUUAGAACAUUCGGGGCAUGUUGGUCGCGUGGACAUGUCUUCUCUUAAAGAUUUGGAUGCAUUUGCACCAAGCUCUAUGGUUGGUUUCCUUUUGAAGCACAAAAGCCUGGCAAUUCCAGUACUCCAAAUAUCGUUAGAAGCAUUUACUUGGACAGACAGUGAAGCUGUGACCAAAGUUUGUUCUUUCUCUGCUUCUGUGGUUCUUCUAGCUAUACUUACGAACAAUGUCGAUCUCCGGGAAUUUGUUUCGAGAGAACUAUUUUCUGCUCUCAUCCGAGGUCUAGCCCUCGAGUCAAAUGCUUUUAUCAGCGCUGAUCUGGUUAACCUCUGUCGCGAAAUAUUCAUUUAUCUCUGUGACAGAGAUCCGGCUCCCAGACAGAUUUUACUUUCCCUCCCUUGUAUUACCCCAAACGAUUUACAUGCCUUUGAAGAAGCCUUGACAAAGACCGCAAGUCCGAAAGAACAAAAGCAGCAUAUGAGAAGCUUGCUUUUAUUAGCUACUGGGAACAACCUAAAAGCUCUUGCUGCUCAGAAAAAUGUAAACAUUAUUACAAAUGUUACUGCGCGGCCACGUGGUCCAGUCAAUGCUCCAGGAAAUGGAAUCGAGGAGGGCGACAGCGUGGGCUUGGCAGCUAUACUGUGACGGAUUUUUCUGGAUUCGGUGUUUGUACAGAAAGUUUAACCCGGAAAUGAAAAAAGAAACAUCUUUGACAGACAGUUAAUACAAUGAGGUAGAUGGAAGCUUUUUUCUUUCUUUCUUUCUUUCGUUUUGCAUCUUAUGAUCUGAAAUAGAAUUUACUGGGCUGAUUCUCGCACCAUGUUUGUUAUCCUAAUAUUUAUUCCAUCUCUUUGGCUGACUAUAACAUCAAACUACUUAUAUUUUGGUGGUGGCAAUCUUUUUCGUUACUUGGACUCAGGAUGAGUGCCGGAUAAGUGGGAUAUUGAUAUUUGUUGGAUAUGAAUAUAUUCAAUUCAUUUUUAAGUUUUAUAUAUUUGAAGCAUCAUAA
This is a messenger RNA of Gossypium raimondii (Peruvian cotton), 4223 nucleotides long. Its product is annotated as protein HASTY 1. NCBI's taxonomy places the organism in Eukaryota, Viridiplantae, Streptophyta, Magnoliopsida, Malvales, Malvaceae. The transcript is spliced from 22 exons. Gene Ontology annotation, biological process: protein export from nucleus; RNA export from nucleus. The coding region runs from base 239 to 3859 and encodes 1206 amino acids. Gene Ontology annotation, molecular function: nuclear export signal receptor activity; RNA binding. The record is from RefSeq and is a predicted model, not a curated record. Gene Ontology annotation, cellular component: RNA nuclear export complex; nucleus; cytoplasm.